Pomacea canaliculata is the source of this 1994-nucleotide messenger RNA. Its product is annotated as collagen alpha-1(XXI) chain-like. The transcript is spliced from 7 exons. Lineage: Eukaryota; Metazoa; Mollusca; Gastropoda; Architaenioglossa; Ampullariidae. The coding region runs from base 171 to 1379 and encodes 402 amino acids. The record is from RefSeq and is a predicted model, not a curated record.
CAGUAAUGAUGCAGCGUUAAUUAAGCUCAUUCCAGACUAAUUAGUCGUUAGCGCCUCCAAAUGUCAUCUGCAGUCUGCAUCGCGGCCAUUAGGCCAGCUUAUAAAUUGGGGGAAGUCGUUCGGUACCAAGACUGAAGAAGUGGAUCUUGUCGAAGACCGGAAAGACGAACAUGCAUGCUCGUGCAUUGUCCAUGGUGGUGGCCCUGUGGGCAGCAUGGCCCUCGGUGUCAUACGGACAGACAUCUAUCGGGGGGGAGUGUGAAGGAAAACUUGCAGACGUUGUCUUCAUCCUGGACACCUCCAGCAGCAUCCUCCCCGAAGAUUUUCGAAAGCAGAUCUCAUUCACAGAGAAUGUAGUCCGGAUGUUUGACCUCUCACCCGGAAAAACUCGCGUGGGCGUGACCCUCUUCAGCGAUGCCAUCUACCCGAAGCUGAGCAUGGGCCAAACUCUCGACAGGGCCUCCACCCUGAAGGCGAUCAAGGCAAUAACUUACAUAGGUGGCAGCACCAACACUGGUGACGCACUCAAAUAUGUCCUGGAAAAAGAGUUUCUGGCCUUUGGGCGACCUGGUGUCUCCAAGGUGGCGCUGGUCCUGACCGACGGCCAGUCCCAGAACCGCGAGAAGACGAUCGAGGCCGCACAAGCACUGCACGCCGCAGGGGUCGCGACCUUCGUCAUCGGCAUAGGAUCACAGGUCGACCAAUCGGAGCUCGCCAGCGUGGCCUCCACCCCGACAUCUAAGUACCUGAUACAGCUGACCGACUACAAUGCCCUCGAGUCCGUCAGACUGCAGCUAGCCUCCCUGACUUGCGAAGCUGAUUACAUCCCACCGCAAGGAGACGGAGCAGAGAACGAAGCACUGUGUGAAGUGCUGCUCCUGUCCGGAGUCGACGCCAGCACCAUGUCCACCACGGACCAGAACAAGGUGCUGUCCUUCAUCAGCGCCAUCACCGACACCCUCUCCUCCACCACGGCCUGGCGAAUCCGCACGGCGCAGAUCUUCAACGACUGUCCCGUAACCGGCGGCACUUCCGGCGGCAGAAACUACGCACCGCUCAUCAGGAAGCUGCGCUACCUCGUGCCCAACGACCGCAGCACCCCGCUGUCCAGCGCCGCCCUCCUCGUGCUGGAUUCCCCCGUGGCUGACGUCAUGCCCGCCAACCGAGAGGUCAUGCGCGCCAUGUUCAAGAAGGUCAACGUCAUCGUCGUGGGCGUCGGGGACGGCAACGACAGCAGCGGCAUCGCUAAGAUGCUGAGGGAGUCCCCGUCGUCCGAGAAGUUCCGCUCGAGGGUUUUUCUGGUUAACAACUACGACCAACUGGCAUCUGUGGUGCCGAACGUGGUGGCGGCUGUGACCCAGAAUGUGGUGUGCGCCUGAGGUAGAGACUGUCGUUUCCUCUUUGACCUGCUUACGUCACGCUUCGCCUCAUCGCCGUUAAAAUAUGCAAAAACAUUGCCAUGAGCUAUCUCCAGUCCACUGCCUCCACCCUCGGUGCAUCUGGGUUCAACCUGGUUGAACCGUUUUUUAUUUUUAAAAAAUUCCAAACGAGUAAUAAUCACUGUUAACCCCAAGCAGGCUACGAUGAAUACAAGGAUAUUAUUAACCCUUUUGGCUUUAUUUGGCUUAAUAGUUAAACAAAUAUUUUUUGCUCACUGUUAUCAAUUCGUCUUUGGUAAAACAUUUCUGACUUUCGGUUCCUUCAGCAUUUUCUAGAUGUGUCGAUGGCACCAACCAAUCAGUUGUAGUGGGGUUAAGAGGUGGGCUUUGCUUUCCACAUUCGUGCUUUAGACAUAAUAAACGACUUACAGCUCAUUGUUAUUCUGCUUAGGAUGUGAGACUUGUACAUUACAUAUAGCAAUGUUUGAGAUAUUGCUUUGCUUUUGCGUUUAAGGUUUUAAGUUCGAAAUUUGUUGUCUCGAUGCUGUUUCCAAAGAUUUACUACGAAUUUUCUUGUGCUUGUCAGGAAAUGAUGUAGAUAAAAAUGAGUUUUUA